Molecule: messenger RNA, 2001 nt
Organism: Schistocerca piceifrons (Central American locust)
Lineage: Eukaryota; Metazoa; Arthropoda; Insecta; Orthoptera; Acrididae
Exons: 1
Coding region: 1-2001 (666 amino acids)
Source: RefSeq, a predicted model, not a curated record
AUGUACAGUGAUUGCUCCACCCGCGUCCGUACAUCUGACGGACUAACGGAGGAGAUAGAGAUCCAGGCGGGGGUCAAGCAUGGCUGUCCACUGUCGCCCAUCGUCUUUAACCUCGCGCUCGAGCCGGUACUUCGCGCCGCAACCUCGCUCAGAAAUGAGUGUGGUAUUCCGCUUAGCGGCGUCAGUGUGAGCGCACUGGCGUAUGCGGACGAUAUCGUGCUUCUGGCGCGGGAUUCAGAGGCGAUGCAGACGCUCCUCAAUGUUGUGGGUGAGGCGGCGACGUGGGCCGGGCUUACCUUCAAGCCGUCGAAGUGUGCCACGCUUCACAUCCGCCGUCGGCAGACACUAGGCUCGGUAUUCGCCCUGCAAGGGGGAGAACCAGCAGUGCUCGGUGCGGGUGACGCCUACCUCCAUCUUGGCGUUCCCACCGGGUACAAAGUCACGCAGACGCCAACGGAUGCGAUCGCGGCAAUUCGACGCGACUUGCAGCACCUGGACGCUUCCCUGCUGGCUCCCUGGCAGAAGAUUGACGCUUUGCGUGUCUCCCUCCUCCCUAGGCUUGACUUUGUCAUGCGGGGCGGAGCGGUACGCAAGGGGCCGCUGUCUGCACUCGACAAGGCAGUGAAAGCGGCUGUCAAAUCUUGGCUGUUCCUUCCACAGCGUGCGUCCACUGAACAGCUGUACCUCGCCCUGGGAGAGGGAGGAUGCGGCCUGACGCCGCUCGCGGACGCUGCGGACAUCUCGACGAUCGUCCACGGCUUCCACAUGCUGCACUGCGACGACGCCACCGUCCGCGACAUCGCCUGGGCCACUCUAUCUACGGCCGCGCGCCGCCGACUGGGGAGGGAGCCGAGUCGUUCCGACUUGGCCACCUACCUUAGCGGCAGCACUGAGGGUGACCUCGCACGUGACGGAGGUGACAUCCAGUCACUGUGGACGCGCGUCAGGAACGCCACAAGGCGCCUAGCGCCGCGUGGCGUCACCUGGCGCUGGAGUGAGCUGCUUUCUGAGUUGCAGGUGGAGGUCAACGGCCGACCCGCCAUCGCUGACGACGCGGAACACGGCGGCAUCGGAGGGGUGACGCCUGGGACUACACGACACCUCGAAGAUGGCGGCGAUGGACCGCAGCACGAUGAUGACAGCGUGGGACGCACCGCCAACACUGGCGUCGAGCAUGUCCGGGUGGGAGGGGGCGCCAAACGUCUUCUCUCGCGGACGCUCCGCGAGUGGCUGAGGCAGCGCCUGCGCCACAUCCUACUCAGGAAACCGGACCAGGGGAAGGUGUUCGAGUGCACCAGGGAAUCCACAGCGUCCAACCACUUCAUGGCGGGAGGAAAAUACACGCGCUUCGCAGACUGGCGCUUUAUCCAUCGCGCCAGGCUCGGAGUCGUGCCUCUCAACGGCUGCCGCCGUUUUGAUGGGCGGGCAAACAUCAACAAAGCCUGCCCACGCUGUGGCCACAACAAUGAGACGCUCCCGCACGUGAUCAACGCGUGUAUGGUGCACUCAGCAGCCCUGCAGUAUCGCCACAACGCGGUCCUCAACCGCCUCGCGACAGCAGUCGCUGGGCGGCCAAGGAGAGGAAACACUGCCGUUCCUGACAUCAGGAUUAACCAAACCGUCAUAGGGGACAGCAGUGGGCUGCGUCCGGACCUCGUAAUAACUGACGAGGCCGCGAACACUGUGACCAUCGUCGAUGUGACAAUCCCCUUUGAGAAUAGGCGGAUUGCGCUCGACAACGCUCGGCAACUGAAGAAAAUAAAGUACGCCGACGUUGCGCGCGGAUUAGCCGCUCGCGGCUAUUCCGUCACUGUCGACGCCCUGGUUGUCGGCAGUCUGGGAGCGUGGGACCGCCAGAACGAUGCAGUGCUUCGGCACCUAGGCAUCGCUAGCCGCUACUGCCAACUGAUGCGGCGGCUGAUGGUGUCUGACACCAUCAAGUGGUCCCGCGACAUUUACGUGGAACACAUUACUGGCCACCGCCAGUAUGUGUCCCCCUAG